AUGGCGCGUGCACCUCCUUCCGCGCUCCCCAAGAAGAAAGAAAAGAAGGAGAAAAAACCUCCUAAGGAUAACUCUAAAAAUGUUAUGAGAAACCUGCACAUCAGAAAGUUAUGUUUAAACAUCUGUGUUGGUGAAUCUGGUGACAGACUUACACGUGCUGCGAAGGUGUUGGAACAACUGACUGGUCAACAGCCUGUUUUCUCAAAGGCUCGCUACACUGUGCGUUCCUUUGGUAUCCGUCGUAAUGAAAAAAUUGCAGUGCACUGCACAGUGCGCGGUGCCAAAGCCGAGGAAAUCCUUGAAAGGGGAUUGAAGGUCAGAGAAUAUGAGUUGAGAAGGGACAACUUCUCAGCUACUGGCAACUUUGGUUUUGGUAUUCAAGAACACAUUGACUUGGGUAUCAAAUACGACCCAUCUAUUGGUAUCUACGGUCUUGACUUCUACGUCGUCUUGGGCAGACCUGGAUUCAAUGUUGCACACAGAAGACGGAAAACCGGCAAAGUUGGUUUCCCACACCGACUAACGAAGGAAGACGCCAUGAAGUGGUUCCAACAGAAAUACGAUGGUAUCAUCCUUAACAGCAAAAAGUAA
This is a messenger RNA of Leptosia nina, 591 nucleotides long. NCBI's taxonomy places the organism in Eukaryota, Metazoa, Arthropoda, Insecta, Lepidoptera, Pieridae. The record is from the annotation of a GenBank genome assembly.